Messenger RNA from Acytostelium subglobosum LB1, 930 nucleotides. RefSeq lists its product as hypothetical. NCBI's taxonomy places the organism in Eukaryota, Evosea, Eumycetozoa, Acytosteliales, Acytosteliaceae. Gene Ontology annotation, molecular function: serine-type endopeptidase activity. The record is from RefSeq and is a predicted model, not a curated record. Gene Ontology annotation, cellular component: membrane. The transcript has 2 exons. The coding region runs from base 1 to 930 and encodes 309 amino acids.
AUGCGCUCAGCCUUUGGUUCAAUCAAACCAAACAGCAAGAUGUCCUUUGGCAACAACAUCCUCAACAAUGUCAACAAUAUGACAAUGUUUAAUCAAGCAAAGAGAAUGAUCAAUCAUCUCCUUAGCAAUAACAACAAUAACAACAAUGGCAAUGGCAAACUACUACAUAACUAUAGAAUGAUGACCAACUCACAGACGACAGCAGUAACACAGCAGAGUAAUCUACCAUUAUUACAUCGAAGAACAUCGAUGAAUGGACUCAACGUCAAUGUUGGAGGUCAAUAUAGAUACGGUCGUUAUCAACAAUACAAUCAAUCGAGGUCCAGUCGGUUCUUCCUAUCCUCCAAUGCUGUCAUUUGGGGUCUUGUUGCAAUCAACGGAGCAAUAUUCUUCCUGUGGCAAGACGUAUCGAACAAGAACCAAAGAUUCAUGUACAGGAAUUUCACAUUGUCUAUUGAGAACUGUCGCGAACGUCCUUGGACGUUGAUCACGGCAGCAUUCUCACACAAGGACUUCCCGCACUUUAUAUUCAACAUGCUUGGUCUAUACACGAUUGGUUCGGGAUUGGUGGCAGCCAUCGGACUGGGCCACUUCCUCUCAAUGUACUUUGGCGCAGCGAUCUUCUCCAGUUUGGUAUACUGCUACAUUGAGAGCCAACGCGGACAACAACGACGCUUCGUCAAGACACAUGGACUUGGCGCCAGCGGAGCAGUUAACGCCGUCGUUUUGGCAUACGCUGCACUGUUCCCUCACUCCACCUUCUUGCUGAUGGGCAUCCUCCCCAUGCCAGCAUGGCUGCUGGUUGGUGGCUACCUCUGCUACGACUUCUUCCAAUACCAAAAGAAGGAUCAAUGGGCUGGAGGUGUCCACAUUGCAGGCGCACUCUAUGGACUCAUUUACCAAUUCUUUAUCCGAAGCAAGGUGUUGUAG